Molecule: messenger RNA, 869 nt
Organism: Drosophila innubila
Lineage: Eukaryota; Metazoa; Arthropoda; Insecta; Diptera; Drosophilidae
Product: pulmonary surfactant-associated protein D-like
Exons: 3
Coding region: 66-818 (250 amino acids)
Molecular function (GO): signaling receptor activity
Source: RefSeq, a predicted model, not a curated record
UCCCUUGAAUGGGAUACAGUUGUAUUUAAUUCUUUUAGAUUAACAGAUUCGUUGAAUAAAACAGAAUGAAAAUAAUUUUAUUCGGACUUCUCGUCGCAAUUCUUGCAGUGCAAGAGCAAGCGGCUCUGAGUCUGCGUCCGAAUAAUCGCCAUAUGUGGGAAAGCCGUAGCUCACCAAUUAUCCGCCAUCCGACUUUCACAACUUUUGAUUAUGAGGAAAUGCCGGUAGCUGAAGUUAAGCUUCUUCCCGAAGCUAAUGUUGAUUCUGCUGAGGACUCUAAGAAAUUGGUAGAUGAAAAGUUGGAUAAGCUGUCCCAAAAGUUUGAUGCACUGCAAGAAAAGUUUGUUAAGAGCGAUGAAAAGUUUGGUAAGCUCGAAAAAAAGUUAGAGCUUCUAGGUAAAACAUUUACGGCAAUAAGAGCCAAACCAUCGCCCAAAUUUGAGAAAAUUGGAUCAAAAUACUACUAUAUUGAUGACUCGGAAAGUGUCAAUUGGUUCGAAGCAGCUCAUAAAUGCCGUGCGUUGGGUGGAAAUCUAGCUGGUCUUCAAAGUGAGCAAGAGUUCAAAGCAGUUAGCGAAAAGUUAACCAAUGAACACUACUGGUUGGAUAUCAACGAUCUUGGCACUGAGGGUGUCUUCAAAUUGCUCUCUACUGGAAAGGAGGCUCCCUAUUUGUAUUGGCGUUACCCGGAACCUAACAACAAAGGAGGUAACGAAAACUGCGUUCAAGUGCUGAGAGUCGAUUCCAAGUACGCAAUGAAUGAUAAUAGUUGUGAUUUCAAAUUUAAUUUUAUAUGUGAGAAGAAUACUCUUGAGUAAAGUUUUGUAAUUCUAUUCAAAAUUAUGUUUCGAAGUUAUGCAAACAAUUAA